UCAUCUUAUCAAUAUAAUUACUAUAUUGGUUGUCUGUUUAUUAUCGUUGUUGCCGUCCUCUGGGUCUUUAGCUAUGAGAUUACGGAUAUCAUGUUUACGAGCGGGUACAAGAAGCCAUUCUUGCUCACUUAUAUCACUUCUGCCGCUUUUACGCCAUAUUUGAUACCACACUUGUUCGGAUAUAGAGAAAUAGACAGUAAAAAGCUAUCAUUUAAUCAGACUUUUAUUAUGUCUGCGAAAUUUACUUUCUGGUGGUUGUUAGCAAACUUCGCCGUCAACGCCAGCUUAGAAUAUACAAGCGUUGCUAGUUCGACAAUUCUUAGCUCUACCUCCGGACUCUGGACAUUCCUGAUAGCCUGCUUAUUGCGGAUAGAAAGGUUCUCAUUCACUAAAUUACUGGCCGUAUUUGCGAGUAUCUUUGGUUCUAUACUGGUAGCUGUGUCUGAUGCAAGUUCUGUUAAAGCUUCGUCAAACCUAUCAAUCAUUGGCGAUCUACUGGCUUUGCUUUCCGCACUCAGUUUCAGUAUAUACAUCCUCCUACUCAAAGCUUCUGUAGGAGACGAGUCACAUAUUGACUUCCCACUAUUUUUGGGAUUCAUUGGAGCCAUAAACACAGUUUUUUGCUGGCCAUUAUUGGUUUUACUGCACUGGACUGGCAUUGAAACAUUUGAAAUACCGAACAGGUCAUCUGUUGUCCUAAUUCUCCUAUUGAACAUGUUUGUAACAUUCUCGUCGGACUACUUAUAUCUUCAAGCGAUGUUGAAGACUACUCCACUUGUCGCGACAGUAGGAAUUAGUCUCACAUUACCAUUUUCCAUUCUUGGAGAUUACAUUCUCAACCAGCUCACAUUGACAAUCAAAGGAAUGCUAGGUUCUAUGUUCGUGCUCGCUUCAUUCAUAGCAUUGGGGUAUGAAGAGGAUGACGAGAAUGCAAACAAAGAAAUCGACGAAAGGGUAGCGGAAUCAGCCGGUCUAAUCGACGAAACCACUAACAGCGAUAUAACAGCUGUUUAGCCAGUCACCUAUUUGUUAAGUUGUUGUAUUUUUAGUAACAAUGUGAAGACAUUCCUUAUCUAAAAAAUGAGAUCAUAGCAUUCUUUCCUCAUAUUUCUUCAUACUCAUACCACC
Messenger RNA from Wallemia mellicola CBS 633.66, 1128 nucleotides. RefSeq lists its product as hypothetical. Lineage: Eukaryota; Fungi; Basidiomycota; Wallemiomycetes; Wallemiales; Wallemiaceae. The record is from RefSeq and is a predicted model, not a curated record. Gene Ontology annotation, biological process: regulation of peptide transport. The transcript has 4 exons. Gene Ontology annotation, cellular component: membrane. The coding region runs from base 91 to 1014 and encodes 307 amino acids.